UUAGUAAAGAUGGCGGACAGAGGAGAUGAAGAGUGGAUGGAACAUGCAUUAAAUUUGGCAAAAGAGGCCCUGAAAAAAGGCGAAGUGCCUGUGGGGUGUAUUAUGGUCUACAAGAACCAAGUUAUAGGCACAGGAAGGAAUGAGGUAAAUGAGACAAAGAAUGCGACAAGACACGCUGAACUAGUAGCCAUUGAUCGAGUUAAGCGAUGGUCAGAGAACCAAGGUCUUUGUUUUGAGGAUGUUGUGAGAAAUUGCAGCCUCUUUGUUACAGUAGAGCCGUGUAUCAUGUGUGCUUCAGCACUGCGAUACCUGAAUGUCUCUAAAGUUGUCUUUGGUUGCGCAAACGAACGAUUUGGAGGCUGUGGUUCUAUUUUAAACAUUCAUACAGACGAUUAUACAACAGAAACAUCUAAAUGUGUUUCUCAGGACGCAUCUUCAAAUGGUGUUGAAAAUACAAUAGGGUGUGUUAUGGAGAACAAAUCUGUUGUCGCAGCUUCCUCGGACUUGUUGAAGAAUCUCUCUGAGACGGACGAUGAAUUUCCAUGUUGUACCUCGUGUCAGACAUUAAUUGGCACUUCAUUUAAUUCCGCUAAAUCAACCGACUUUGAUUCACAGAAAAGUCUGGAGAUUUCUUCAGAGGCCUCCAUCCGAGAAAUUUCGCCAACUGUCGUAGGAAAUUCAACAGGUUGUUCCAAAGGGCAGCAAUGUUUAUGCGCGCCUGUAAACUGUGAGGAAUGCGGUCGAGCCCUAUCGAAUUCAUGUGGCGAGAAAUGCACCCACUCCAUCGCUGUAGGGAAACCUCUUGAGUGUGUAUCUGGUGUUUUAGCAAGUACCGCCGUUGAUUUGUUAAAAGAAUUCUACAAAGGAGAAAAUCCGAAUGCACCAUUUCCGAAAGUCAAAACAAAACGAUAAAAGUGAUAAGUGAGCUGAAGUUCCUGAAUCAUGGUUCUUUUGUGGAAUGACUUCUUUUUUUCACAACUGGUGAAUAAAGUUUAAAAAAUACAAUGCAUGGAGUUUUAGUCACCUGAAACACGUUUGUUUAGUUUUGAAUCUUGGCCAACCCGUUAAACAUCGUUUCUCUUCAACACACGUGUUAGUGUUUGUACAGUCGGAUGGUAGUUUCAGAAAGAGCUUUCAAAUAAAUGUCAACUCAUUUAUUUUGAGAGAAAUCUCAAAUUUAGAUAAUUAUCGUCAACAGCUGAGCACUCGCGACAUAAAUAUUUAAUUCACCUUUUGUUCAAAGCAGUAGGAACAAAGAUGGCUG
This is a messenger RNA of Pocillopora damicornis (cauliflower coral), 1264 nucleotides long. RefSeq lists its product as uncharacterized. Gene Ontology annotation, biological process: tRNA wobble adenosine to inosine editing. Gene Ontology annotation, cellular component: cytoplasm; nucleus. The record is from RefSeq and is a predicted model, not a curated record. Gene Ontology annotation, molecular function: tRNA-specific adenosine-34 deaminase activity; zinc ion binding. Lineage: Eukaryota; Metazoa; Cnidaria; Anthozoa; Scleractinia; Pocilloporidae.